UCACAAAAAACUUGAAGGUUAUCUUAGGUCUAAGAUAAACAAAAAUAUUCGUCCACUAACGGACCAAUCACAGACACUAAACGUGACAUUCUUCCCCAUCUUGACCGCCAUUCAAAGUCUGAACGAGAAGACACAAGUGUUGAGUUGCAGUCUGGGAUUUACUCUUACAUGGAAUUCUGAUACUAUGACAUGGAACCCUAGUGAUUUUAACAACACCUCUGGACUUCACAUUUCUCCAAAAGACAUGUGGAUCCCCGAAUUAAUAAUUCACAAUGCUGUUGGUGAUACAUAUGAAUUACGAACAUCCAACUUUAUGAAACUUGCAAUAUCAAGUAACGGAUUUAUCAAUUGGAACACCGGUGGAAACACCGAGACAAGUUGCAAGGUGGACAUCUCAAGGUAUCCUUUUGACACGCAGACAUGUCAUAUCCUCAUUGGGAAGUCCAGCAGCUUGGAUUAUGAGCUAAUGAUGAUUCCAGCAGCAGCCAAAAUAAACACAUUUUUGUACGAUGAAAAUGAAAAUGGUGAGUGGGAACUUUUAGACACAAGUGUAGGCUAUCAUGCCAUCAAUGAACAAAUGACGUUUUUGAAGUGUACCCUUAUUCUUAAAAGGAGACCUCUUUUCUACAUUUUGAACAUCCUGUUGCCUGUCAUUCUACUGUCAUUGAUGAAUGUUCUAAGCUUUAAACUGUCCAUAAACUGUGGCGAAAGGAUGAGCUACAGUGUGGCUUUGUUUCUAACGUUUAUUGUUCUAUUGAAUAUCGUUGCUGAUGAAAUGCCCAAGGUAUCAAAAACUAUCUCCUUUCUUCAACUGUACAUAAAUACCCAGCUAGCCAUAGGAAUGUUCAUCACUACGAUAUCCGUGUUUCUGGUACACUCAACUAAUUCAAAAACAAAUGAUGACGUUACUGGGGCGGUGCAUGCUGUUUACAAAUUCUGCAAACUCUGUUCGAAGAAACAACAAGUGCGCCCUGAAUCUCCAAAAGGAGAUGACCAACAUGAAGACAAAUAUAUAAAAAGUGGCCAAUGCGAGAAGUUAGAAAUGGAGCAUGUUCAGCAGACCCCGGGAAGUGCGAAUGCAGAAACAAAUCAGUCCCCUUCGAUUGUGGAUGCUGUCAACGUCAUUGAUGACACCUUGUUUUGGUCAUUUCUAAUGUUAUUUGUCCUGAUCACGAUAGUUUUCUUGCUGUUAUGUUUAUUUUAACAGACCGAGCUAUCUGUAAAUAGUAGGUGACGUCAAUAGAGACACCCUCUUCUAUGACGGAUGCUGUCAAUGUUACACCAAGACAAGCUCAUAAGUGAACGAUGAAUUUUUUGAGAGGGAACUUUCAGACACAAGUGUAGACUUUUAUGUUGUCAAUGAACAAAUGAAGUUUUCUUCUUUCUAAACAUACUCUUUCCCGUCAUUAUUAUGUCGAUGAAGAAUGCUCUAAGCUUUAAAUUGUACAUAAUCUGUGGAGAAGGAUGAGCUUUAGUGUUUCUUCUUUUAAGUUGUUAUUGUUCAAUUUAAUGUCUCAAUCAAAAUAAUCCGUAAGGUAUCCAUUUUGCUUACUAUGUUCGAAGAAACAAUAAGGAAUGACGCCUCAAAUAAU
Molecule: messenger RNA, 1592 nt
Organism: Mya arenaria
Lineage: Eukaryota; Metazoa; Mollusca; Bivalvia; Myida; Myidae
Product: neuronal acetylcholine receptor subunit beta-4-like
Exons: 1
Coding region: 185-1204 (339 amino acids)
Biological process (GO): chemical synaptic transmission; monoatomic ion transmembrane transport; regulation of membrane potential
Cellular component (GO): synapse; neuron projection; membrane
Molecular function (GO): extracellular ligand-gated monoatomic ion channel activity; transmembrane signaling receptor activity; neurotransmitter receptor activity
Source: RefSeq, a predicted model, not a curated record